Molecule: messenger RNA, 786 nt
Organism: Papaver somniferum (opium poppy)
Lineage: Eukaryota; Viridiplantae; Streptophyta; Magnoliopsida; Ranunculales; Papaveraceae
Product: zinc finger protein 593-like
Exons: 3
Coding region: 121-477 (118 amino acids)
Molecular function (GO): zinc ion binding; nucleic acid binding
Source: RefSeq, a predicted model, not a curated record
GAAUUUCUUUUCCCUCAUUUACUUCUUUAGGGUUUAGACGAGUUGCAGAAGAGAGGCGGAUUGGUUGAGCAAAAUUAGCUGUUUAGGGUUUUUAGUUGAAGAAGAAGAAGAAAAAGAAAAAUGGGAAAGUGUCCACACAGAAAAGUAAAGAAGAGGAGGCUUUCUCAUAAAACAGCUCGCCGUACUAAGUUUGAAACCAAAGGUGAUGAUACUGUCUAUUCUGAGCUCCGGAAGCCAGAGGCUGAGAAACCUGUCUUACCUCUUGAUGAUGAUCUUCCCGGAAUGGGUCAAUUUUAUUGUUUACACUGCGAUCGGUAUUUCGCGAAUAUAUCUGUGAGAGAUGAUCAUUUCAAUACUAAAAAGCACAAGAAGCGUGUGAAGUUUAUGAAGGGACCUGCACCACAUACUCAACUCGAUGCAGACAUAGCUGCUGGGAUGGGGAUGCCCGACAACGGCCCAAAGCUAAUGGUAGCUUGAUUCCAACAACACUGCCAGUGUUCUGCCGUGUAUGCUGACUCCACUCUUUAAGUGAACCGUUAGUGAAGUACAGUAUAUUGUUUUUUCAUGUUAUUGCUUACUCCCAAUCUUGGGUCCACUAGCAUGUAGAAAAAGACUACCUAAAGAUAGUUAGCAAUGGUUCAAUUUUAAAAUGUUUGAAGGUGGUGCAGCUAUAUAUAACUGGCUUCUCGCAAGCCAAGUUAGAAAUUAUCAUUGAUGUAUCCUGUGCUUAAUUUUAAGCCAGAUUCCGCAUUCCAGAAAGCGAAAAAUAUCUAUUUUUUUCUUCGA